Messenger RNA from Ictalurus furcatus (blue catfish), 2407 nucleotides. RefSeq names its product solute carrier family 35 member G2a (gene slc35g2a). The transcript is spliced from 6 exons. The record is from RefSeq and is a predicted model, not a curated record. Gene Ontology annotation, cellular component: membrane. Bases 971 to 2233 code for a protein of 420 amino acids. NCBI's taxonomy places the organism in Eukaryota, Metazoa, Chordata, Actinopteri, Siluriformes, Ictaluridae.
AGCAGUGUUUAGCAGUGGGAGGCGAGAGAUUUCACACAAAGCCAUGAAGCCUGUUUUUAAAGAGGUGAUCCUGAAGAAUGACACCUUACAACCUAACUUCUACACAGGAAGAUCAGCGGAGAGAGGACGAUUUUCCCCCGUGACGGCUUUAUUCCACUCCAUCAUAGUUACCAUGGUGACAGAACUGCGCCCUUGUCACGAAGGUUGUCUGUUUACGUCACCAGUGUGUCACGUCAGAACACACACACACACACACACACACACCGGACGUCAUUAACCUGGUUAAGUACAGACACAAGCUGCAGUAAAGGGAAAGAGGAGAGCGGGUUUAAUAACAAUUAAAAGGAGGAAAAGAUGAAGGAGAAGAAAUGGAUCAGGUCUCUGUUCUGUUUCCCCGAAACUUCCAGAAUAAUAAUAAUAAGAAGAAGAAGAAGAAGGAGGAGGAGGAGGAGGAGAUGAAAAAGAUGAAGAUGAUGAAAACAAACCGUGUGUGUGUUUAACGCGUCAGUGUCAAUUAAUGAAGGAAUGAAGGCAUUCAUUAGUCUAAAAUAUGUCAGUGUAUGGGGUGGGGGAUGGGUUAAUGUCAUGGCAAUGAUAUUAAAUAUGAAUGCACAAAAGCAAAAGUGUGUGUGUGAGAGAGAGAGAGAGAGAGAGAGAGAGAGAGCACAGAGAACAUAAUCAGUGCUGAUGAGAGGAGAACCAGUCGUGCGGUUGUGACGUCAUUAUCAUUAUUACAUAGAGAGUGUGUGUGUGUGUGUGUGUGUGUGUGUGUGUGUGUGUGUGUGUGACGUGCACAGAUCCUCCCUCUCCUGCGUUAAGCAUUCAUUCAGAGUUCAGGGAAACCGGCGCACACGGAGUAGCAACAUCAAAAGAGAGCAGUGCGUGUGUGAGUCAACCACACACACACACACACACACACACACACACAUGCACGCGGAACGAGCUGAAAUGAUGAAAGUUUGAGAAUUUCAUGGAGGAGAAACACAGGAGGAAAAACAUGGACAAAGCUCUGAUGCAGCAUCUGCUCAGCUCGAAGAAAAGUGCAAGGAUCCACCCGACUGCGGUGACAGUGAAAUACGGCUCCCAUUUCCCUCAGCAUGGAGAUGAGAGCUAUGAUGUUGCACGAUCCUCUGAGGUAUUUGGUGCCGUUAUGGCAGAGACAUCAGACAGGAAGCAGUUGAGUGACAGUAAAACACACAAGACAGUGUUUAACCUUCAGUCUGAAUCGACAUCAAGAGUUUCUAAAGGGGUCAGAGGUCAGCUGCAGAGCUUCAGUGAAGCGAGUGUCCUGUCGUCACGUGUGAUGUGGGCGGUGCUAUGUGGUGCAGCACUGGCUCAUGGCUGUAUCUCGCUCCUGACACGUUUAGCUGCAGAUUUAUCCCACAUCCCAUCGCUCGAGCUUCUCUUUGUCCGCUCUGUCCUCCAGGUCCUGUCCAUUGCUGUCGUUCUUUACCACAAGGAGGCGCCGUUCGGGCCACGAGGCUGCAGGCUGCAUCUAUUCUCCUAUGGAAUAUUUAAUGUCAUCUCCAUCUCCUGUGCAUACACCUCCUUUGCACUAGUUCCUCCUGCCAACGGCGCUAUCGUGUGGCGAGCGAGUGUGACAGUGUUCAGUGCCGUCCUGUCCUUCCUGCUCGUCGAUGAGAGGCUCAGUGUGACGGACAUUAUCUCUGUCUCCUGCAGCGUCUUUGGGCUCGGCCUCAUCCUAAUCCCCAACCUCGCUAGUGAGGAAAAGCUGCUUGGGUUCUGGAAGGAGGCAUUUGGUUACGUACUGAUGGUUUUGGCGGGAGUGAUGGCAGCGCUCUCCAUGAUUUUGUACAGAUGUGUGAAGCAGCAGGUGAGCGUGUGGACAGCAUUGUUUACUUUUGGAUGGAUGGGUUUUCUCUGGUCCUGCUGCUCCAUGUUCCUCCUACAAGAACCAGUCAUUCCUCAUGAUGCAGAAACCUGGAUCUUCCUCAUAUCCAUCUGCUUCUGCUCCACCAUCGCCUUCCUGGGGGUUUAUUACGGCCUGCAACGCCUCCACCCCGCGCUAGUCAGCACGGUGCAGCACCUGGAGCUUGUGGUGGCGAUGAUCCUACAGCUGCUCGUGCUGCGCAUUCUCCCCUCUGCCUGUGAUGUCACCGGCGCCGUCGUCAUCAUCGUCAGCGUCCUCGUCCUCGGCAUCGUCGAAGUCCUCCGUGGUGGAAAGCACGGGACGGAGGAAUACGAAGAAAUCCUGGACUCGUCCAUAAAAUAAGACAGAGGACUGAGCACGAGAGAUGGAGAGAGUAACGAUUUAUAAUGCGUCGUGUGACCUUAUAAAAUUAGAAUAUUAGUUAUCCUCAUAUAACGAACUUUUUUUUUCAAGUUAUGAAUUAUUAUUGUGUGUAAUAAACAAAUAAUUAAAUUCCAGCAUUAAAAGCAUUCAACA